Messenger RNA from Cydia strobilella, 742 nucleotides. RefSeq names its product general odorant-binding protein 69a-like. Bases 74 to 508 code for a protein of 144 amino acids. The transcript has a single exon. NCBI's taxonomy places the organism in Eukaryota, Metazoa, Arthropoda, Insecta, Lepidoptera, Tortricidae. The record is from RefSeq and is a predicted model, not a curated record. Gene Ontology annotation, molecular function: odorant binding.
CCCUUCAGAACUAGCAUUUACAAACAACAGAUCUGACUUGUUUAUAGUCAAUUAAAAAAGUUGAAAUAACAAAAUGGCAGGGCGCGUAGCCCUCUGUUCCGCCGUGAUGGCGUUAUACGUGAUCGGAAUGGUGAUCGGAGAGAAGUCGUGUACUGAAGGUAUGGAUGAAGAAACUAUAGAACUAGCCAAGAUGUUAAGAGACAACUGCGGGGAAGAAAGUGAAGUAGACAUGGGGUUAAUCGACAAAGUAAAUUCUGGAGCCGACCUGAUGCCGGAUCCAAAGUUAAAAUGCUACAUGAAAUGCGUGAUGGAGACCGCAGGUAUGUUGGACAACGGAGACGUCGAUAUAGAGGCGACACUCGAGCUACUGCCGGAGCCCAUCAGGAAGAAGCACGAGCAUAUAGUGCGAUCCUGCGGCUCUAAGAGGGGCGCGGACGACUGUGAGACAGCCUUCAACACACAGGCAUGCUGGCAGAAUAUGAACAAAGCGGAGUACUGCUUGAUCUAGGUUUGUAAUUAAGUGAAUUCACAUUUGCCACAACGUGAUUCAGUUAAUUAUUUAUUGAAUUACAUAACCAAUAUUUUUUUAUUAUUUUUCCAAAUUACCUAAAUAUUUUAACCAAGUCUGAAAUCCAAAGUAUGAACCUAGGUAACAGCGCCUGCUUAAUAACUUAUAUUUUUAUACACAAUUCAAUCAAAUCUUGACAUGAAUGUUUAAAUAAAUGUGGUUUGUGAAUUAAAA